ACACCAACCUCUCAACUCGGAAUUGCCAUAACUGAAGGAGAGGUGUAGUCAGUGUAAUCUGAUUUUACCACCACUGAAAUCACUCUGUCAACUAAAACAUUUUUAAAACUUUUUUUUUUUUUUUUUUUAAUACGGUAUAUAUAGAGUAUAAUCUUCAUCGCAAUAUACCGUAAUACCUUAAUCAUUUUUAAACAUCACCAUUAGCGGUUGAAUUCGACCAAAUUAAACAUUGGUGGCUGCUCUAACAAUACCUACCUUAACAAUACCUCUGAGUAAUAUAAGAAAAACAUAACAUUUCAUUAAAAAGACGCCGUGCAGUCCGCGACAGACCGAGUGCCUUAGGGUGCUUCUAUUAGAUACUUUACGGUACAGUUUAUUUUUUUUCAUACUUGGGAAUAUCAGAUGGAACACGCAACAUUUAAUCACACAGGAUUGGCUUCGCAGAGGAUCUGUGUGGCUGGCUGGUAGCAGAGAGAUUCUGCGGACGAGAGGGAUUUCUAGUUUGGGGAAACAGGUCAUAAAAAGCAGACUUGUAAACUAGUUACAGAAGUCUUCGUAAAAUUUUAUAUACAACGAUGACAAAGAUUUUGACAGUAUACAAGUUGGUGAGAUCUCUCAAACAUGGGCUGUCUUCAUCGUGCCACAAUACUGCGGUUUUAAAAGCAGCCGGGUUACGAUUAUUCAGUGUGAAGGCACAGACUGCCCACUUGGUGCUGGAUGAUGGUACAAAGAUGAAGGGCUUCUCGUUUGGGCACCAUGGCUCUUCCUCAGGAGAGCUGGUGUUCAACACAGGCCUGGUUGGGUACCCAGAGUCUCUGACGGACCCGAGCUACAGGGGCCAGGUUCUCACCCUGACCUACCCCAUAGUGGGCAAUUACGGAGUCCCAAACACAACGGAGCUGGAUGAGCUGGGGCUGGUCAAGCACCUGGAGUCCGAACGCAUUCAGGUGUCUGGCUUGCUGGUGCAGGACUACAGCCACGAGUACAGUCACUGGAACUCUAAUAAGUCUCUGUCUCAGUGGCUGCAAGAGGAGAAGGUCCCAGCCUUAUAUGGAGUGGAUACCAGGAUGUUGACCAAAAUUAUUCGAGAUAAGGGAACAGUUUUGGGCAAAAUAGAGUUUGAGGGGGAACCACUGGAGUUUUCCAAUCCCAAUUUGCGUAACUUGGUUGCAGAGGUGUCCACGAAGGAAGUGAAGGUGUUUGGCAAAGGGAAUCCUGUAAAAGUUGUUGCAGUUGAUUGUGGGAUCAAACACAACAUCAUAAGGCUUUUGGUUAAGCGUGGUGCUGAGGUCCACUUGGUGCCCUGGGACCAUGACCUGCUGGGGAUGGAAUACGAUGGGCUGUUCAUCUCAAACGGGCCCGGCGACCCUGCCCUAGCGCGCACCCUCAUUGAGAACGUCAGAAAGGUGCUAGAGAGCGACCGCACUGAGCCUGUUUUCGGUAUCUGCAUGGGAAACCAAAUUACGGCAUUGGCGGCUGGAGCCAAGUCCUACAAGCUGCCUAUGGGGAACAGAGGACAGAACCAGCCUGUGGUUAACCUGUUGAAUGACCAGGCCUUUAUCACAGCUCAGAACCAUGGCUUUGGGAUAGACAGCAAGUCCCUGCCCCCGGGGUGGAGUCCUCUGUUCAUCAAUGCCAACGACAACACCAACGAGGGAAUAAUGCACAACUCCAAACCUAUCUUCACUGCUCAGUUCCACCCUGAAGCCAAGGGAGGUCCCACAGACACAGAGUUCCUGUUCGAUGCUUUCCUUUCCCUGAUAAAGAAUGGUAAAGAGACAAGCAUUGCGGCUGUAAUGCCCAAGAAAUUCCCCUUGCCAAAGAGGGUCCAGGUGUCAAAGGUUCUGGUACUCGGCUCAGGGGGAUUGUCAAUUGGUCAGGCUGGCGAGUUUGAUUACUCCGGAUCCCAGGCUGUUAAAGCACUGAAGGAAGAGAAUCUGAACACGAUUCUGAUGAAUCCCAACAUAGCGUCUGUUCAGACCAACGAGGUGGGGAUCAAGCAGGCAGACUCUGUCUACUUUCUUCCUGUCACGCCAGAGUUUGUCACAGAGGUCAUCAAGACUGAAAAGCCUGAUGGGAUACUGCUGUCCAUGGGCGGCCAGACUGCUCUCAACUGUGGGGUGGCGCUGUUCCAGAGCGGGGUGCUGAAGAAGUACGGGGUGAAGGUCCUGGGGACCCCUGUGGAAUCUAUCAUGGCCACAGAGGACAGGCAGCUAUUCUCAGACAAGCUCAUGGAGAUUGAUGAGAAAAUUGCCCCCAGUUUCGCUGUGAAUUCGGUGGCAGACGCCCUGCAAGCAGCCGAUCAGAUUGGGUACCCUGUGAUGCUGAGAUCUGCCUACGCUCUGGGUGGUCUGGGGUCGGGUCUGUGUGCCACCAAGGACAAGCUUCUGGAAACUGCCAAGAAGGCCCUGGCGAUGUCCACUCAGAUUCUGGUAGAGAAGUCCCUGCUGGGCUGGAAGGAGGUGGAGUACGAGGUGGUGAGAGACAUCGCUGAUAACUGUGUCACCGUCUGCAACAUGGAGAACUUCGACCCGCUGGGCAUUCACACAGGGGAUUCCAUUGUGGUGGCCCCCAGCCAGACCCUAUCUAACGAGGAAUACCACAUGCUGAGGGAAACUGCCAUCAAGGUGGUGCGCCACCUCGGGAUUGUCGGGGAGUGUAACAUCCAGUAUGCCCUCUGCCCCACCUCACUGGAUUACUGCAUCAUUGAGGUGAACGCCCGCCUCUCCCGGAGCUCCGCCCUCGCCUCCAAGGCCACUGGGUAUCCACUGGCCUUUGUGGCUGCCAAGCUUGCUCUGGGCAUCACCCUGCCCGAAAUCAAGAAUGCCGUGUCUGGGAAGACGACGGCCUGCUUCGAGCCCAGCCUGGACUACAUCGUCACCAAGAUCCCCCGCUGGGACCUCGACCGUUUCCAGGGCACCUCACAGGAGAUCGGCAGCGCCAUGAAGAGCGUGGGCGAGGUGAUGGCAGUCGGACGCUCCUUUGAGGAGAGCAUUCAGAAAGCUCUGCGGAUGUGCCAUCCCUCGGUAGACGGCUUCAUGCCCCGACUGCCCAUGAAUAAGCCCUGGGCGAAGAAGCAGGACCUGGAGCAGGAGCUGGCAGUGCCAUCCAGCACCCGCAUCUUCUCCAUCGCCAAGGCCCUACACAACGGGAUGUCUGUGGAUCAGAUUCACAGCCUGACAGCCAUCGACAAGUGGUUCCUGCACAAGCUCCGCAGGAUCGUGGCUCUCGAGAAGCACAUGAGCCACUUCAGAGGCUCUGCAGUACCAGAUGACUUGUUGAUCAAAGCCAAACAAGACGGCUUCUCUGACCUGCAAAUGGGUCAAGCCCUGGGAGUGAGCGAGACGAAGAGCAGACAGCUGCGGCUGGAGAGGAAUGUCAAGCCCUGGGUCAAACAGAUUGACACCCUUGCGGCAGAAUACCCUGCAGUGACCAACUACCUUUACUGCACCUACCACGGGCAGGAACAUGACUUGGAUUUCAAUGACCAUGGGGUGAUGGUGCUCGGAUGUGGACCCUAUCACAUUGGCAGCAGCGUGGAAUUCGACUGGUGUGCUGUCUCCAGCAUCCGCGCGCUGAGGAGGCUCGACCGCAGGACAGUGGUGGUGAACCACAACCCUGAGACCGUGAGCACAGACUUCGACGAGUGCGACCGGCUCUACUUUGAGGAGCUGUCCCUGGAGAGGAUCCUGGACAUCUCCCAGCAGGAGGGCUGCAGUGGAAGCAUCAUCUCCGUCGGAGGGCAGAUCCCCAAUAAUCUGGCCGUGCCGCUGUUCCAGAACGGGGUCAACAUCCUGGGCACCAGCGCCCUGCAGAUCCACCGUGCUGAAGAGCGCUCUGUCUUCUCUUCUAUCCUGGACGAGCUCGGCGUGGCACAAGCCCCCUGGAAGGCUCUGAGCUCUCUGGAGGAGGCAUUCAUUUUUGCUGAAAGAGUUGGGUACCCAUGCCUUCUGCGACCCUCAUACGUAUUAAGUGGUUCAGCCAUGAAUGUGGUGUACGGAGAGGAGGAGAUGAAGAAUUUCCUGGAGGAGGCGGCCCUUGUGUCUCAGGAGCAUCCCGUUGUCAUCACCAAAUUCAUUGAAGGUGCCAGGGAGGUGGAACUGGAUGCCGUUGCAAAGGAUGGCAAGGUCCUGGUCCAUGCUAUCACUGAGCAUGUAGAGGAUGCCGGGGUGCACUCUGGAGAUGCCACUUUGAUGCUGCCCACACAGACCAUCAGUCAGGGAGCCCUGGAGAAGGUGAAGAGUGCAACCAGAAAAAUCGCCAAAGCUUUUGAAAUUUCUGGACCGUUCAACACACAGUUUCUGGUAAAAGGAAAUGAUGUAAUGGUGAUUGAGUGCAACCUGCGGGCCUCCCGCUCCUUCCCCUUCGUCUCCAAGACCAUUGGGGUGGACUUCAUUGACGUGGCUACCAGGGUGAUGGUGGGGGAGGACCUGGAUGAGUCCCAGCUGCCUUCCCUAGAAAACCCCAUCAUUCCAAUGGACUACGUGGGCAUUAAGGCGCCCAUGUUCUCCUGGCCCCGGCUGAGAAAUGCAGACCCCGUGUUGCGCUGUGAGAUGGCUUCCACUGGAGAGGUUGCUUGCUUCGGACCAGAUAUUUACUCUGCGUUCUUGAAGGCGAUGCUCUCCACUGGGUUUAAACUGCCCCAGAAGGGGAUUCUGAUUGGAAUUCAGCAUUCAUUUCGACCCAAGUUCUUGGCCACUGCGCAUCAGUUACGUGAAGAAGGGUUCAAGCUUUACGCCACAGAAGCCACGUCCGUGUGGCUCAACGCCAACGAUGUCCCCUCCAGCCCGGUGGGGUGGCCUUCUCAGGAAGACGAGGACGGCCCCCCCUCCCUGUCCAACAUUUAUAGGUUAAUAAACGAAGGUGAAAUUGACCUGGUGGUGAACCUGCCCAAUAGCAACACCAAAUUCAUCAGGGAUAACUUCCUGAUCCGUAGAAUGGCAAUUGAUCACGGAGUGCCUCUCAUCACCAACUUCCAGGUUGUGAAGCUGUUUGCAGAGGCCAUCAAUCACUGCAGCGUGUUGGACUCCACAAGCCUCUUCCACUACCGGCAAAACGAAGCCAGCAAAGUAAUCUAGUGAGCCUCCCUCCCUGUCUGUCCAUCUCUGUUCGGGCAGAGUUGAAUUGACUCGACUCAAGUCAUUGUCAUCGAAUGACUUGACUCUCCUCGAAUCCCUGCAAGAAAAGACUUGACUCGAGUCCCGGCCCAAAAGUCUCCACUUGACUCGAGUCAUAGUCUUUAUUGUAAAAUAAAUCAGUUUCGUUUUCAAUAACCAUAGCCCUUCUUCUGAUGCGUACAAGCCCUGCCUCUCUAUGAGUGAGAGGAACACAUGACAACAUAGAGACUGAGAGAAGAGCGUCAGCAGCAUGGCUCGCCGAGUUCACAAAAACUACAGAGUAGACGGAGAGAAAUGCCAAACUAAAAUAAACUGGGUCUAAAAUAA
This is a messenger RNA of Acipenser ruthenus (sterlet), 5444 nucleotides long. It is a transcript of the gene cps1, whose product is annotated as carbamoyl-phosphate synthase 1, mitochondrial. Gene Ontology annotation, molecular function: ATP binding; metal ion binding; carbamoyl-phosphate synthase (glutamine-hydrolyzing) activity. The record is from RefSeq and is a predicted model, not a curated record. NCBI's taxonomy places the organism in Eukaryota, Metazoa, Chordata, Actinopteri, Acipenseriformes, Acipenseridae. The transcript is spliced from 38 exons. The coding region runs from base 576 to 5078 and encodes 1500 amino acids. Gene Ontology annotation, cellular component: carbamoyl-phosphate synthase complex; cytoplasm. Gene Ontology annotation, biological process: 'de novo' pyrimidine nucleobase biosynthetic process; L-arginine biosynthetic process; L-glutamine metabolic process.